AUGUCUUUUUCAAAGCCAAGUAAUCAAGAUGAACCCGAAUAUAUGCAUGAUGAAGAUUAUGAUGAAGAAGAAGAACAAGCUCCACCUGAAAAUAAAUCAACUGAAAAUAUUGCAACUGAUACUGUAACUCAACCACCAUAUUUUCCAAGUCCACAUGAAAAAUAUCAUAUUAAAUUAGGAUCAGAUGCUGAAUUAAAAUGUUCUGCUAAACAAUUAACAGCAACAAAUGUUAUUUUAUGGUAUAAAGAUACAAAUGUUAUUUCAAAUGGUAAACAAUUAACAAGUGGAGAAGGUCAUUUUAAAAUAUUAAGUGAUUAUUCAUUAUUAAUACAAAAUGCAACACAUGAAGAUGGUGGAAAUUAUUAUUGUGUUGUUUUACCAAAUGAUAUUAAAUUACAUGUUGAAGUACAGAUUGAUGAAGAAGAAACAAGCCCAGAAGAACAACAAGCACCACCAGCUGAACAUAAUCAAGCUAGUCAAAUUGGACAACAAGCUGUAACUGAAACAAAUCCAAGUGAAAAUGGAUGUAAUGGAAAAAUUAGUCAAUCAAUUAUUCUUACAUUAAUAACAAUUACAUUAACAUCAGUAUUAAGGAUAUGAAUUGAUUUUCAAAAAAAAAUCAAUGAGUAUAAUAAUUAUAUCUACAUAUAAAUAAAAAGAAAAACACAAUUAAUUAAAAACAAAAAUGUACGGACAUUUCAAAAAAAAAACAAAUUAAAU
Messenger RNA from Condylostylus longicornis, 720 nucleotides. RefSeq lists its product as uncharacterized. The record is from RefSeq and is a predicted model, not a curated record. The transcript is spliced from 3 exons. NCBI's taxonomy places the organism in Eukaryota, Metazoa, Arthropoda, Insecta, Diptera, Dolichopodidae. Bases 1 to 600 code for a protein of 199 amino acids.